CUGACGUUACUUGAUAUCUUAUCUCCACAAGUCAGCCUUAAUUCCGUCUUGUCAAUAGGCAUAGUACACUACGAACAGUUUAGUGGACAGACAUGACUAAAUUACCAGAAUUGUUAGUAGUUGCGUCUCUCCUCGCUGGCAACAUCUCGGGUUUUCUCGUUGACUACGCGAAUGUUCUAGAUGGACCGAUGGACUUUUCCUGUAAAGGGAACUCAUCUUUAACCCAGUUAGCUAGUCACCAUGACAACAGAGCCGAAGACAGAGUAUGGUCGUUUGGUUGCCAGCCGUCACGGGAUGAGGUCAUGAACUGCGUUUGGUCAGGCUAUGUAAAUGACUUCGACAAACCUGUGCUGUAUGAGUGCUCCGGAGACGAAUUCAUCAACGGUUUCCGCAGUAUCCAUAAUAACGGACCUGAAGACAGACGUUGGGCCUUCCAAUGUUGUGCCCUCCGAGGCCACCGGAGAGACAAAUGUCACUUCACCGGAUAUGUCAACCAAUACGACGGACCGCUUUCAUAUAACGUUCCCGACGAACAACUUAUUCACGGAAUAAACAGUAUCCAUGACAACGGUUCUGAAGACCGCAUAUUUGCCUUUGAAGUUUGCCACUUUGUGGAAGGAGGACUUAAAAAGUAGAAAUGUAGUCCACUAUUACUUUGGGAACGCAAUAACAUGACACGUGCCAUAUUUGUACGCAUACUCCUCAUUAAAUAUGUGUUUAAAACACACACAAAAUAU
This is a messenger RNA of Mizuhopecten yessoensis (Yesso scallop), 737 nucleotides long. Its product is annotated as dermatopontin-like. The transcript is spliced from 5 exons. The record is from RefSeq and is a predicted model, not a curated record. Bases 93 to 635 code for a protein of 180 amino acids. Lineage: Eukaryota; Metazoa; Mollusca; Bivalvia; Pectinida; Pectinidae.